CUGUGGCUGGUGGUGGACUACCUGGUGUGCACCGCUUCAGUCUUCAACAUCGUCCUCAUCAGCUUCGACCGGUUCAUCUCUGUCACCAGAGCGGUAAGGGCGGGCGAGCAUUACAGGGCUCAGCAAGGGAUGACCAGAAAUGCAGUACUGAAGAUGAUCACUGUAUGGAUUGCUGCUUUUCUUCUCUAUGGUCCAGCCAUUCUCAACUGGGAGUAUGUUGCCCAGAAAAGCAUCCUCCCUGAAGGAGAAUGUCAUGCAGAAUUCUUCUACAACUGGUAUUUCCUAAUGAUUGCCUCUACUAUUGAAUUCUUUACACCCUUCAUCACUGUAAUGUACUUUAACUUAAGUAUUUACCUAAACAUCAGGAAACGCUCAUCGCUCAGAAAUGAAAACCUAUCACCUGGUCAAGAGGACUGUGAAAUCAACCUUCCACCACUUCAGGUGGAAGUCAAAACCAAGCCUCAUAGGAAUUGUUUCUACAAAACUACAGAAAGCAUAUGCAACACCACCAUCAAAGUGGACAUUGCUAACACUAUGGCAAAUAGAUUUAGACUUUCCCGGGAUAAAAGAGUAGCAAAGUCUUUAGCAAUUAUUGUCUGUGUGUUUGGUUUGUGUUGGGCUCCGUAUACACUUUUGAUGAUCAUCAGAGCAGCUUGUCAUGGGCACUGUGUGCAAUAUUCACUCUAUGAGACUUCAUUUUGGCUUCUGUGGGUGAAUUCAGCCAUUAACCCUGUUCUAUACCCACCGUGCCAUAUGAGCUUCAGAAAAGCCUUUAUAAAACUCCUGUGUCCCAGAAAAGCCAAAAUUCAUCCUCAUAUUUUUAUGUGA
Molecule: messenger RNA, 828 nt
Organism: Opisthocomus hoazin
Lineage: Eukaryota; Metazoa; Chordata; Aves; Opisthocomiformes; Opisthocomidae
Source: RefSeq, a predicted model, not a curated record